Molecule: messenger RNA, 751 nt
Organism: Cylas formicarius (sweet potato weevil)
Lineage: Eukaryota; Metazoa; Arthropoda; Insecta; Coleoptera; Brentidae
Exons: 2
Coding region: 371-649 (92 amino acids)
Biological process (GO): glutathione metabolic process
Molecular function (GO): glutathione transferase activity
Source: RefSeq, a predicted model, not a curated record
AGUGACGGAUUUUGACAAGCUAUCACUCGGAAAAUAUUACAAUUUCUAAUGUUUGUUACAAGUUUUCGCACUCAAUUUUCGAACACCCUUGCCAUUGACGAUUAUAUAUAAGCACUUCCGAAGCAAGCAUCAUUUUCAUCAUCACUUUCAACCAAUUCGAUAGUUUGGUAUGUUUUUGGUAUGUGGUAUGUUUCGGCAGUAUUAUUUCAGGUGUGCGAAGGGUGUUUGUGUGGAGUGCAGAUUAGUGUCUAAAAUUUGCGACAUUUACGGCCUCUAUUUUAUCUAAUAACUGUGUAUUUUCUCGCCGCAAUUGUUUCAGCUAACGCCUAUUUUUUUCAACUACGAAAGAACGCCUUUGAGUCUCAAAAAGAUGAAGAUCGCGCUGGACAACUUCAAUACGUACCUUGAAAGAUCGGGCACCAAAUACGCCGCAUCAGAUCACGUUACCAUCGCAGAUUUCCAAUUAGUGACGGCAACCAUGUGCUUGGAGGCUAUCAAUUCGAAUAUUAUAUCGGACUAUCCCUUAGUAAAACGGUGGUACCACACCUAUAAAGAGGAAUACCCGCAGCUGUGGGCUAUCGUCGAGAGCGGAUUGAAAGAGCUCGCUCAUUUCGCGGCCAAUCCGCCUCAGUCACAUGGAGCACCCUAAUCAUCCCGUAAGGAAAUGAAUUUUUUUUCAACGUUCAACAAAAACGGACGAAAAAAACAAAAUGUAACAAAACGUCUAUAAAAUAUAAUAAUGUAUAUUGAA